This is a messenger RNA of Hirsutella rhossiliensis, 1260 nucleotides long. RefSeq names its product DNA-binding protein creA. Lineage: Eukaryota; Fungi; Ascomycota; Sordariomycetes; Hypocreales; Ophiocordycipitaceae. The transcript has a single exon. The coding region runs from base 1 to 1260 and encodes 419 amino acids. Gene Ontology annotation, molecular function: RNA polymerase II cis-regulatory region sequence-specific DNA binding. Gene Ontology annotation, cellular component: nucleus; cytoplasm. The record is from RefSeq and is a predicted model, not a curated record.
AUGCAACGAGCACACUCGGCGGUGGAUUUUUCCAACCUGCUGAACCCGACCGCCCUGGGCGACGACAGGUCCCUCCACGGCGCCGAAAUGGCCAGCGCUACCGUCACCGUCAUCAAGCCCAACGGGCCUCUGCCCGGCGCCCAGGCCGCCGCAGAGCAGUCGACGGAGCUCCCUCGCCCCUACAAGUGCCCGCUGUGCGACAAGGCCUUCCAUCGCCUCGAGCACCAGACGCGCCACAUUCGCACGCACACGGGCGAGAAGCCCCAUGCCUGCCAGUUCCCCGGCUGCAGCAAGAAGUUCUCGCGCUCCGACGAGCUCACCCGCCACUCGCGCAUCCACAACAACCCCAACUCGAGGCGCGGCAACAAGGCCCAGCACCACCACCACCACCAUCACCACCAGCAGCUGCACCACCACCAGGGCCUGCCUCUGCACAUGCACCCCGAGGCCCUGAUGGCUCCUCCGCCCGCCCCCAAGGCCAUCCGCUCGGCUCCCACCUCGGCCCUGGGCUCGCCCAACGUGUCCCCGCCGCACUCGUACGCCUCCUUCGCCCAUCACCCGCCCCCGACGGUGCACCCCUACGGCCGCGCCGGCGACAUCUCCAUGCUGGCCAAGGCCGCCUCCCAGGCCGAGCGGGAAACGCUCGCCGCUCCCCCGCACCACCACGGCCCCUCCCGGCACCACCCCUACCUCGCCCACGGCGUCCACCUCGCCACCCGCAGCCACCCGCCAGGCUUGUCGUCGUAUCACAUGUCGCGCUCCCACUCCAACGAGGACCCCAACGACGACCACUACAACGGCUCGCUCCGGCACGCAAAGCGCUCGAGGCCCAACUCGCCCAACUCGACUGCCCCCUCGUCGCCCACCUUUUCCCACGACUCGCUGUCGCCGACGCCAGACCACACGCCCAUUGCCACGCCGGCGCACUCGCCGCGCCUCCGCCCCUUUUCCGGCUACGAGCUGCCCAGUCUGCGCAACCUCUCCCUGCACCCCAACACGACGCCCGCCCUGGCUCCCCUUGAACCGCACCCCGAGACCCCGCAGUUCCCGCCCACGCUGGGAGGCAACCCCCCCCGCAGCACGGGCAUGUCCCUGACGGACAUCCUCAGCCGCCCCGACGGCAGCCAGCGCAAGCUGCCCGUGCCCCAAGUCCCCAAGGUGGCGGUUCACGACCUGCUCUCGGACCACGCCUUCAGCAACAGCGGGCGGAGCUCUGCCACAGGCAGCCUUGCCGGAGGAGAUCUCACGGACCGCGUUUAG